This is a messenger RNA of Aspergillus neoniger CBS 115656, 5015 nucleotides long. Its product is annotated as pleiotropic drug resistance family ABC transporter. The transcript is spliced from 4 exons. The record is from RefSeq and is a predicted model, not a curated record. Gene Ontology annotation, cellular component: membrane. Gene Ontology annotation, biological process: transmembrane transport. NCBI's taxonomy places the organism in Eukaryota, Fungi, Ascomycota, Eurotiomycetes, Eurotiales, Aspergillaceae. Gene Ontology annotation, molecular function: ATP hydrolysis activity; ABC-type transporter activity; ATP binding. Bases 81 to 4700 code for a protein of 1539 amino acids.
UCAUACUUUUCUCCUAUGCUAUUGGCAUCCUCUCGUUGACCGGCUCAGUCUGAGACUGCGUGUCUCCAUAUCUAAUCACCAUGUCGCUUCUAGGCACUAUAAAUCCUAAUAUUAAUCCCGGUCGUUCGGUGGAAUCCCACGGCGGCCAUGAGAACGAGAAUGAAGGCGCUCAAGCCGAGAGAGCUGCUGCAGUGAACGAAGGAACUGAGCACUUGGUUCGCGAGGAGCACACGGUGUACACGACCCAUCAUGAAGAGCAUCACACAAGUCUCUCCCCAGAAUCUGGCAGAUCCGAGAAGAAGGGAACUGCCUGGGGUAUGGACGGAAGCACCUUGAGUACUGCUGAAACCGCCAUGGAGAAACGCGAUUACAGCAGCGAAGAUGCUGAUGAAGAUGAAGAGGAAAAAGCUGCCGAAGAGGAGGUCACUCGACUUGCACAGCAACUGACUCGUCAAUCGACACGGUUCUCUGUCAGCAACAACGCGGAGAACUCAUUUCUGGAGGUGAAGGACGACUCCACGCUGAAUCCGCACAGUCCCAAUUUUAAGGCGAGGCACUGGAUGAAGAACUUGUUGGCGCUUUCGUCUCGCGAUCCGGAACGCUAUCCCAAGCGUGAGGCGGGUGUCUCGUUCCAGAAUCUUAGUAUCCAUGGUUUCGGUAGUCCUACCGAUUACCAAAAGGAUGUUUUCAACUCGGUGCUGCAGGUUGGUGCCCUUAUGCGCAAGCUGACGGGUACUGGAAAGCAGAAGAUCCAGAUCCUCCGCGACUUCGAUGGUCUUGUCAGGAGUGGUGAAAUGCUGGUGGUCCUCGGUCGUCCUGGUAGUGGAUGCUCUACCUUCUUGAAGACCCUUGCGGGUGAAAUGAACGGUAUCUACAUGGACAAGGAGUCUGAAUUGAAUUACCAGGGUAUCUCGGCCAAGCAGAUGCGGAAGCAGUUCAAGGGCGAAGCUAUCUAUACCGCGGAAACCGAUGUGCACUUCCCCCAAUUGACUGUCGGCGACACUCUUAAAUUCGCUGCUCUUUCUCGCUGCCCACGGAACCGUUUCCCUGGAGUCUCGAAGGAGCAGUAUGCGACUCAUAUGCGUGACGCUGUUAUGGCUAUGCUUGGUCUUUCGCAUACCAUCAACACCCGUGUCGGUAACGACUUCGUCCGUGGUGUGAGUGGUGGUGAGCGCAAGCGUGUCAGUAUCGCUGAAGCUACUCUUUGUGGAAGUCCUCUACAGUGCUGGGAUAACAGUACUCGUGGUUUGGAUAGUGCGAACGCACUUGAAUUCUGCAAGACCUUGAAUUUGAUGACCAAGUACGCUGGUGCGACAGUCGCCGUGGCCAUCUAUCAAGCCUCCCAGAGUGCUUACGAUGUCUUCGACAAGGUGACUUUGUUGUAUGAGGGCAGGCAGAUCUACUUCGGUCCUACCGAUGAAGCCAAGGAGUUCUUUACCAACAUGGGAUUUGAAUGCCCUGAGCGUCAGACCACCGCUGAUUUCCUGACCUCCCUGACCAGCCCUGCUGAGCGCAUUGUGAAGCCGGGUUACGAAGGCAAGGUUCCACGCACCCCUGACGAGUUUGCCGCCGCUUGGAAGAGCAGUGAGGCCUACAGUAGGCUGAAGAGACAAAUUGCCGAGUACAACCAAGAAUUUGCAAUCGGUGGAGAGUCGCUUGGCAAGUUCAUUGAAUCUCGCAAGGCCAUGCAAUCGAAGAACCAGCGCGUCAAGUCUCCCUACACCAUUUCUCUCUACGAACAGGUCAAGCUCUGUUUGAUUCGAGGAUUUCAGCGACUACAAGGCGAUGCCAGUUUGACCAUCUCCCAGUUGGUCGGAAACUUCAUCAUGGCCUUGAUCAUUGGAAGUGUCUUUUACAAUUUGCAACCGGUGACUUCUAGUUUCUACUCCCGUGGUGCUCUUCUCUUCUUCGCCGUCUUGCUCAACGCCUUCUCUAGUGCUCUUGAGAUCUUGACCCUGUAUGCUCAACGUCCGAUUGUCGAAAAACAAGCCCGCUACGCCAUGUAUCACCCGUUCGCCGAAGCCAUCGCAUCCAUGCUUUGUGACAUGCCUUACAAAGUUGGAAAUGCCAUCAUCUUCAACAUUACUCUGUAUUUCAUGACCGGUCUUCGUCGCGAACCAGGCGCAUUCUUCGUCUUCCUGUUGUUUUCCUUCGUGACGACCUUGACAAUGUCCAUGCUUUUCCGAACCAUCGCUGCCUCUUCUCGCACUCUUUCUCAGGCUCUGGUGCCCGCUGCCAUCCUCAUCUUGGGUCUGGUCAUCUACACUGGAUUCACCAUUCCUACGAGAUACAUGCUUGGCUGGUCGAGAUGGAUGAACUACAUCAACCCCAUUGCCUACGGAUUCGAGAGCUUGAUGGUUAACGAAUUUCAUCAUCGUCAAUUCCUGUGCUCUGAAUCGGAGCUGAUUCCAAAUUACUCGGGCGCUUCGAUCGAGUACCAGAUCUGUUCCACGGUCGGCGCUGUUGCUGGAGCCAAGUACGUCCAGGGUGAUGACUACCUUCACAAGAGUUUCCAGUACUAUGACAGCCACAAGUGGAGGAACUUGGGUAUCAUGUUCGCCUUUAUGAUCUUCUUCAUGACUACCUAUCUGCUUGCCACCGAGUUCAUCUCGGAAGCCAAGUCCAAGGGUGAAGUGUUGCUGUUCCGCCGUGGUCAAGCUCCACCUUCUCUCGACGAUGUUGAAACGGCCCAUCACGUCGCCGCAGACGAGAAGACUGACCGGUCUGGUGGCCAGUCGAGCGCUGCUAUUCAGAGGCAGGAGGCCAUUUUCCACUGGCAGGAUGUGUGCUACGACAUCAAGAUCAAGGGCGAGCCCCGGCGCAUUUUGGACCACGUCGAUGGCUGGGUCAAGCCUGGAACCUGUACUGCUCUUAUGGGUGUUUCUGGUGCUGGCAAAACUACUCUUCUGGACGUGCUCGCAACCCGUGUGACAAUGGGUGUUGUAACUGGUGAGAUGUUGGUUGACGGUCGCCCUCGGGACCAGUCCUUCCAGCGCAAGACUGGUUAUGUUCAGCAACAAGAUCUUCAUCUUCACACUACCACCGUCCGAGAGGCUCUGCGCUUCAGCGCCAUUCUCCGUCAGCCCGCCCAUGUCAGUCGCCAGGAAAAGCUCGAUUACGUUGAAGAAGUCAUCAAGUUGCUUGGUAUGGAAGCAUAUGCCGAUGCUGUUGUCGGUGUUCCUGGUGAAGGUCUCAACGUCGAGCAACGCAAGCGUCUUACUAUCGGUGUUGAAUUGGCAGCGAAGCCGCAACUACUUUUGUUCCUUGAUGAGCCCACAUCCGGUCUUGACAGUCAAACCUCCUGGUCCAUUCUCGAUCUCAUCGAUACCCUGACCAAGCACGGUCAGGCCAUUCUGUGCACGAUCCACCAGCCCUCCGCCAUGCUCUUCCAGCGUUUCGAUCGCUUGUUGUUCCUUGCUAAGGGUGGUAAGACCGUUUACUUUGGCGAAAUCGGUGACAAGUCGUCGACUCUUGCUAGCUACUUCGAACGGAAUGGUGCUCCGAAACUGCCUACUGAAGCCAAUCCAGCUGAAUGGAUGCUUGAGGUCAUUGGUGCUGCCCCUGGAUCGCAUAGUGAUAUUGACUGGCCCGCUGUCUGGCGCGAAAGCCCCGAACGUCAGGGGGUACUUGAUCACCUCGCUGAGUUGAAGUCUACUCUCUCGCAAAAGCCGGUUGAUACUAGCAAGCAGGACCCUGGCGAGCUCAACGAAUUUGCUGCACCCUUCUCUGUUCAAUUGUGGGAGUGUUUGACCCGUGUUUUCUCGCAGUACUGGAGAACCCCUGUCUACAUCUACUCCAAGAUCGCGCUUUGCAUUCUGACAUCACUCUACAUCGGUUUCUCCUUCUUCAAGGCGAAGAACAGUGCUCAGGGUCUCCAGAACCAGAUGUUCAGUAUUUUCAUGCUGAUGACCAUCUUCGGUAACCUUGUUCAGCAAAUUCUUCCCAACUUCUGCACCCAGCGUUCGCUAUACGAGGCUCGUGAGAGACCCUCCAAGGCCUACUCGUGGAAGGCUUUCAUGGCCGCUAACAUCAUCGUCGAGCUUCCAUGGAACGCGCUCAUGAGUGUCAUUAUCUUUGUAUGCUGGUACUACCCCAUCGGUCUGUACCAGAAUGCUGAGCCCACCAACGCCGUCCACGAGCGCGGAGCUUUGAUGUUCCUGCUGAUCCUGUCCUUCCUCCUGUUCACCUCCACAUUCGCGCAUAUGAUCAUCGCUGGUAUUGAACUCGCUGAAACCGGUGGUAACAUUGCCAACUUGCUCUUCUCCCUGUGCCUGAUCUUCUGUGGUGUCCUUGCCACACCUUCUCAACUUCCAGGCUUCUGGAUCUUCAUGUACCGUGUCUCGCCAUUCACGUACCUGGUAUCAGGCAUGUUAGCCACCGGUGUGUCAGGCACGACUGCUACCUGCGAAGCUGUUGAAUACCUUCACUUCAGCCCUCCUCCUGACACCACCUGCCAAAGCUACAUGUCCAACUACAUCAGCAGCCACGGCGGCUACCUUGAGAACCCGAAUGCCACCUCCGACUGUUCCUUCUGCACGAUCUCCAGCACAGACACCUAUCUGGCCCAAGUGAACAGCUAUUUCAGCGACGCAUGGCGCAACUUCGGCCUGAUGUGGGUCUACAUUGCAUUCAACAUCUUCGCUGCCGUGUUCAUUUACUGGCUCGCUCGUGUGCCCAAGGGCCAGCGGACCAAGGCAUAAAAGUGUGAAUUUCUUUGUUUUUUCUUCCUUCUUACUCCCAUCCUUUUCUUCUUUGAACAUAAAUUCUUGUUCUUGGUAACACUAUCAUGUAUAUUGGACAUAAUGCCUGUUAGAUCCUACGUGAGAUGGAUACUUCGACAUGUUUUGCUUAUAAGCGUUUGCUAGAUUUCCGUUAUCAUCAUCUCUUGCUCAUGAUACAAUAUUUCACUCAUCUCACCCUUAUUGUCUCUACUUUUCAAAUCACUACAGAUGUAUAUGGCAUAUAAGAUCAGAUAAUAGAUAGAACAAACAACUCAAUACUCGCUCAGAUUAUCA